Molecule: messenger RNA, 2449 nt
Organism: Hypomesus transpacificus
Lineage: Eukaryota; Metazoa; Chordata; Actinopteri; Osmeriformes; Osmeridae
Gene: prmt5
Product: protein arginine methyltransferase 5
Exons: 16
Coding region: 25-1923 (632 amino acids)
Biological process (GO): peptidyl-arginine N-methylation; regulation of DNA-templated transcription
Cellular component (GO): nucleus; cytosol
Source: RefSeq, a predicted model, not a curated record
UCUUCCUCCUCCUCACUCAAUCGGAUGAUGGCGUCCGCUAGUACAGGAGGCAGGGUGUCCUGCGGGAGAGAUUUGAAUUGUGUACCGGAGGUUGCUGAUACUCUUGCUGCGGUCGCUAAACUAGGGUUUGACUUCCUGUGCAUGCCCCUGUUCCAUCCGAGGUUCAGGAGAGAAUUUGAGUUGGACCCCGCCAAAGUGCGAAAUGGAGCCCAGACACGUUCAGACCUGCUGCUGUGUGGGAGAGAUUGGAACACUCUUAUUGUGGGGAAGCUAUCCCCAUGGAUCGAGACAGACUCCGAGAUUGAAACCGAGCGCAGGAACUCCGAAGCGGCUCUGGUCCAGGAGCUAAACUUCUCUGCUUAUUUGGGUCUGCCAGCCUUCAUGGUCCCUCUGAAAGGGCCUCACUGUGCCAACCUGGCACGUGUGCUGCUCAAUCACAUCCAGACUGGUCACCACUCCUGCAUGUUUUGGAUCCGGGUCCCGCUGAUGGCAUCUGAAAACUUGAGGGAAGAUGUCAUAGAGAAUGAGCCUACCAAAAAUAUGGAUGAUGGGAGUGAUGACGAGAAGACCUGGGGCUGGUGGCAUUCAUUCAGGACUCUGUGUGACUACAACAAGAGAGUAUGCUUGGCCAUUGAAGUUGGGGAAGACAUGCCCUCUGACUCAGUGAUAGACAAGUGGCUUGGAGAGCCUAUCAAAGCUGCCAUUCUACCUACCAGCAUCUUCCUGACCAAUAAGAAAGGAUUUCCGGUCCUAUCAAAAGCGCAUCAGAGAAUUAUCUUCCGUCUAUUCAAGCUGGAAGCCCAGUUCAUCUUCACAGGAACCAGUCGCCACAGUGAGAAAGACUUUCGCUCCUACUUGCAGUACCUCGAAUAUCUCAACCAGAACAGACCGACCCCCAACUCCUACGAGAUGUUUGCCAAGGGUUACGAGGAUUACCUCCAAUCUCCCCUUCAGCCCCUCAUGGACAAUUUGGAGUCCCAGACAUAUGAAGUGUUUGAGAAGGAUCCUAUCAAAUACUCCCAGUAUCAGCAGGCUGUGUAUAAGUGUCUUCUAGACAGAGUCCCAGAAGAGCAAAAAGACACCAAUGUCCAGGUGUUGAUGGUUCUAGGUGCUGGGAGAGGUCCCUUAGUCAAUGCCUCUCUGCGUGCUGCUAAACAGGCUGACAGGAAGCUGCGUGUGUAUGCCGUGGAGAAGAACCCCAACGCGGUAGUCACACUUGAGAACUGGCGGUUCGAGGAGUGGGGCGAUCAGGUGACCGUGGUGUCAUGCGACAUGCGUGAAUGGGUGGCACCGGAAAAAGCAGACAUCAUUGUGAGCGAGCUGCUCGGGUCAUUCGGUGACAACGAGCUGUCCCCCGAGUGCCUGGACGGAGCUCAGCACUUUCUCAAAGAGAACGGGGUGAGCAUCCCCUGUUCCUACACCUCCUUCCUGGCACCCCUCUCCUCCUCCAAGCUGUAUAACGAGGUGCGUGGAUGCCGAGAGCGGGACAAGGACCCAGAGUGCCACUUUGAGACACCUUAUGUCGUUAGGCUGCACAACUUCCACCAACUGGCAGAGCCAAAGGCUUGCUUCACUUUUAAGCACCCCACUAAAGAUAUGAACAACAAUCGAUAUCAGUGCCUCAGAUUCUCAGUGGGGUGUAACUCUGUGCUUCAUGGCUUUGCUGGGUACUUUGAGACGACACUCUAUGGAGAUGUAACACUCAGUAUCAAGCCAGAGACCCAUUCUCCUGGAAUGUUCUCCUGGUUUCCCAUUCUGUUCCCACUCAAGCAACCUAUUCCUUUGACGCGGGAUGACGAUGUCAGUGUGAGGUUCUGGAGGUGCAACAAUGGGAAGAAGGUGUGGUAUGAGUGGGCUGUGACCGAGCCCACCUGCUCUGCCAUCCACAACCCAGCCGGACGAUCCUACACUAUUGGCUUGUGAAGACGACAAGCAUCAGACACCUACGAACACACGCACACGCAUACAUACGGACACAUCUAUAAACAGGGCCCUUACUUGUGAUUGAAGAGGAGGUAGUCUUACUCAAGCCCCAAGGAUUGUCUUUUGGAGCCCUCGGCCUGCACAGGUACGGUUCAAAACCUACAACCUUGUCAUGGCAAGGGCUAAUGCAUAAGGGUGGAUUAAAUAUACCUGACUGUGGUGUGCCAGUGGGAAUGAGGGCCUCAACUUUGCAUGGUCAUCAUCCCUACACAAUUGUUUUGGUUUUGUUACAAUGCAGUCUUGGUGUUUGAACAUGGCUUCUUUGAGGUUCCUCAUGUUUUUGUUUUAUUUUACUUGUAUUUUUUUAAGGAUAACUUAGAAUCAGAAAGAGAACAAUUUCACACAGCUAGAAAUUGAGAUGGGGUAUGUAGGCUGUUCUGGUCGUGUGUUUUCUGGUGUUCAAUUCUUUUUGUUACUGUAUCUUUGUCUGAACCAUGUUGAUCAAUAAAAGCAUAACUACAAGGUG